This is a messenger RNA of Syngnathoides biaculeatus (alligator pipefish), 3050 nucleotides long. RefSeq names its product membrane-associated ring finger (C3HC4) 7 (gene marchf7). Gene Ontology annotation, molecular function: zinc ion binding. The coding region runs from base 227 to 2443 and encodes 738 amino acids. The transcript is spliced from 12 exons. The record is from RefSeq and is a predicted model, not a curated record. NCBI's taxonomy places the organism in Eukaryota, Metazoa, Chordata, Actinopteri, Syngnathiformes, Syngnathidae.
AAGGGGCCUCUGCGCCUGUUGUACGUCAUCGGCUAUAACGAAUCCGUAGACGUGCUAGCUAUUUAAUACUGAGCCACCUGACUUCCUGGAUCUGUGCACUCCGAAUACGAACGGGGCGAAUUCGUCAAGGUGCAGCCGAGCUCGGAAAUUCAAGGUUGCAUGGUAUCAAGUUUAAACUCCACACAGACGACUUGUUUAUCGGGGUUGCUGAUUGCUGGGAGCCGGGAUGGACUCAAAGUCUUUCAGAUUUCCCUUUUGCCUGUCAACUUCACCAUACACCUACACGACCAGAGCGUCCUCGGCGUCACUGGCCUCCAGCGGAUUGUCCAGCCGGGAAACUCUGCCUCCUCGCGAUCGCUUCCCGAGAGGAUCAUCCACAUACAAAGCAGAUAUGGAUCAAAAGAGUUCUCACUUUGCGAGCUCGUCGAGAGACUACGGCAGUUCCGACUCGCGGAGCAGCAGAUGGAAGCUCCACUCACCUCUCGCAUCUUCCAGCCGAUCUUACGAGCAUCCGAGGGCGGAAUCUUCAGUCAGCAGCAGGACUAAACUGACUGACUCGGAGGGGAGGUUCGGCCAUUCCACUCUGUUGGCCAGCACUGUUGAUGGUGACAAAAAGAGAGCCAAAUUGACCUACAGCAACAGAGGCCUGUACUCAAAAAUGCCCAGUGCCUCUUCUACGGGAUCCACCUACUCCAGUAGUGGACUUAAUAACGCCAGAGCAGGCGUUAAAGAGAAACACAGUGAGCCUUCGGAGCAGUCGUGGAGCUCCAGCCGUUUUCUCUCGCGGUCUUCGCCUUUCUGCUCGAAGCCACUCGCGUCCAGUAGAGAUGAAGAGAGGCAGGAUGACAUUGAGCUGCGAGAAAGAAGGGCACGAUUCCAGGAACUGAAGUCUUCGUUGUACCAGACGAACCGUCUGACGUCCACGUAUGCCCAAGGAGCUCGGCCCAAAGAUAAAGCCUACUCCUCUUGUUCCUUCACUGAUGGGCGAGAGAGCGCCCCGGGUGGUCACGUCGCGUCCACCUCCUUCGCCAGUCGCUCAUCUGCGCCACGCGACUACAAUAACAGACCCUCGUCACGCUUGUUGACCGCCUCGUCCCGCCGUGCCUCAUCUCAGGAACAGCCUUCCCCUCUCAGGCCGGAAGCCCUGCUACCGCCGAAACCCGCCCCCGAAGGCGGCGACGCCCAAGGGCGUACCUCAUCCCGGCACCUUUUAUCUCGCCUCUUCUCGCCCGGCCCCAGCCCCCAAAACUCCUCCUCCUCCUCCUUUUCCAGCAGCCUGUCUAGCGUCCGCUCGUCGGAUGAUGACAGUCUUUCUUUGGACAGCGACGAGGGCGCCAGCAUGUCGGCGGAUGUGGAGCCGGCCUCCCGCAGGUGCCCAGCAAGCACACCUGAAUCUAGGCAGCGCAGAGCGGAUCCCUCUUUGAUUUGGGAGAACGACGAUUUUGGACUUGGCCGAUCCAGGGCGACGCUGGCCCGAGAGCCUGAAGUAGAGAACAGUGACUUUGGCAGCGGCGGGAACUCCUCCUGGCUUUCGUCCUCACUCCAGAGCCGCUGCUCUCCUCUCCUCUCUCGUCUUCGAAGACACACACGGGAAGAGAGCGCGCGUUCCACUGCCGGCCUUCGCCGUCCUCAACACUUGCUGAGAAGGUGGAAUGACCUCGAACUGAGAGCGCCUCAAGAGCAGGAUGAGGACGACGAAGAAGAGCAAGGGGCAGUGGGUCUGAAUCUGUUCGGCGCGGCGUGCCCUCGCAGGCAAGAGGAAGACAAGCUACCCCAAACGGAGGAAAGUUUAGUGGGGUUGGCGCAGGGCCGCAGAGGCCCGCCACUUCACAACAAGGCCGCUGGGCCGCAGGUUGGUGCUGAGAUGGCGCUGGACGGCGCAAGGAGCAAGCAAGAGAAGCUCCGCAUUAUUAAGGAGAGACUCCUGCUGGAAGAUUCCGACGAGGACGAAGGAGACUUGUGCCGAAUCUGCCAGAUGGGAGAGGAGUCGACGUCAAACCCCUUGAUCCAACCCUGCCGCUGCACUGGAAGUCUGCAGUACGUCCACCAGGACUGCAUCAAGAGAUGGCUGUGCUCCAAAAUUGGCUCCGCUACCAACCUGGCAGCCAUCACGAAUUGUGAACUGUGCAAGGAGAAGUUGCGCUUGAACAUCGCCAACUUCGACAUCCAGCAGCUGUACAGAACACACGCGCAGUCAGAAUAUGACAACUUCAUCAGCAGUGGUCUCUAUCUGGUGGUCCUGUUGCAUUUUUUUGAACAGAGGUUCUCGGAUGUCCUGGGAGCAGUCGACGCGGCCGGGUUAUUUAACCUGGUGAGAAUUCUUCCAGAACAUGUGGACACCCAAGAAAAUCCCACCGAAGAAAGUGACGGCGAGGAGGAAGACGGCAGACCGUCGAUCGAGUUCUCCGACCUGGACGACGAUCUUGACGAGGAGGAAUACUGACCGUCGUCACGUAACGAGAGCUUUAUGAGCAUUUCAUUCCAUAUCCUUGAUUAUCGUCGCUGGCCGGCGCUAUUGUGCAGUAGUGGGGGCGAACUUGACCAGCAGGGUAGCGGACGGAAUCGUCUUACUGGUGAGGACAAAGGUCGGAACAGUAUUACAAUAAGGACCCAAAGAUGAAUAUCAAGGUUAUGGAAUAAAUGCGUGAUGCACAUUUUGGCUUUGAUCACGCGCUCUGGGAACAUUUGACUUGACUUUUUGAUUUACACACAAGUGCAAACUUGGAACUAAAUUGUCGUGAAAGAUGUUGCUUAGCAACAUGCAUUUAGGUUUGGACGUGAUUUGCGCUUUAUUCAGAAUAAUUCAGUAUAAAUGCAACCACAAGUGCUUUUGUUGAAGUGGUUUAAUGGAGUGGAAGAGAGGAAAGAAAAAAAAAAAAGUAAAUGAUUUGUCAAUUCUUUUUAUUUAAUUUUUUUUUUCCCCCAUUUUUGGUCCGCUCUUCCUUUUUUGAUUGCAUGGGUGUCUCGCUCAUUGUCUUCAUUUCAGUGUUCAAAUGUUAAAGGCUAAACUGUUUGUGUUGCAUUAUAGAAAUAAAUGAUUUUAAAAGAGA